CUUCUGCCAUUAGAGCCGUAUCUGUACGUAUAUCACUGCAUGUGCGUAAACUAUGUUAUAUUUAACUUUCGGUUUGUUUUCCUUGUACAAACACCCGAGAACAAAGUAUACCUAAAUCCUCCUUCGAUAUGUUUAUUGACGAGGACUCGAGAUCUAAACUGAUUAACCUGUUUACCUCCAACGUGUCUCGAUCAAUACAAAAGGCAUAAUUAAAUACAUUCAUGGCUUCUGUGGAUAACUCUGGAAACCUUUCUGUCAUCGAUUCCGACGACGAAUUAGAUGACGGAAAGACUGCCUCGGGAGUCAAGCCAGGGGUCACACAUGCCGACACAAAAAAAGAACAAGAAUCCAAGCUUGAAAACAGUGGGAUACCAUCGCGUGAACUGACGAAAAAAAUAUUCAAUGAACUGGAAGCUCGAAAGCUGUUGAUGUUUUACAACGAUGAAUUGCAUAAAAGCAAAGUUGAAAUGUCUAUUUCGAAAGAAGAAGGAAAGGAAUCGGUUACAUUGUCUUCCCGUAAUCCCACCUUAUUAGUCACUGAGAAGCAGAGGCUAGGGAAUCUAUUAGAUAGUAUCAAAUUUCAAAAGAUGAUGUCUACCUGUAAGCCACAGAAUGAAAUUGACAGCAUCAUAGAAUCGCAAAACUUAAAGCUUCUACUGAGUAAAGAUGAAAAUGGACAGUUUGUUUUAUACUUCAAGGACCCAUUAGAAUAUGAAAAACUGAAGUCUUCAAUGAAACCGAGUUCUUCUACGAGAAGACGAAACAGAUCAUUUCAAUCUUCUGAAAACGCCAGUCCUUCUUUGGCAUCAGCUAAUAAAGACAAUGAUGAGUAUGAAAGUGGAUUAAAGUGGCAAUCAAAAAACGAAGAUGACAUUCAUGAAGUUUCAAGGGAAGAGGACAAUAGUUCUUCCACCACAUUUUUAGGAGAAAAUGUCCAGGUCAGAAAAGAAAUCAGACAAAAUGGAAUAUGCACAAAAAUAUAUGAAGGAUCGAUCAUCAAAGCUAAGGUAGAGGCCAUAGUAAACGCUGCAAAUGAAUAUCUUGACAAUUGUGGUGGAGUUGCUGAGGUCAUUUCAAAGGCUGCCGGUAGAGAGGUUGAUAGGGAAUGCAAAGACAAAAUGAGAAAAUGGACAAAAAUUAAAGUGACAGAAAACAUCGUUACUCGUGCGGGUAAUUUACCUUGUCAGUGGAUAAUCCAUGCAGUGGGGCCUCGCUGGAGUAACUACAAGGACAAAGAAGAAGCUCUGCAGAGUUUGUACAAAACAGUCGUCAAUAUCCUUAAGACAGCGAGUGAACGUCAAAUGAAAUCGGUAGUCAUGCCGCCUAUAAGUUCUGGGAUUUUUGGAGUUCCAAAACAAGCAUGUGCUGCAAUGUACAUAAAGGCGUUGCUUGAUUUUUCGGAAGAAUAUCAGAAAGCAAAGGUGAAAGAAUUUCACAUUAUUGACAACAAAUCAGACAUGCUGGAUUUGAUAUGCGAAGAAUAUGAAGAAUGUCACAAAAACGGAAGAAAAUAUCUGGAACCAAAAAGAGUUCUUGAGAGAUUACAAAUACGUUCGUAUAAAACUGCUGUCUGGUCGAAAAACAGUAAUUUGAAUCCAAGCAAUAAUUUUAGGACAAACACAAGGAGGGCUGAGAGUAGUAAUAACGCCCUUCCGAGUGCAGUGCAUGGAGGUCAACGUUUUCAAAAAUAUACAUUGAAAGAAAUUAGACCGGAUGAAUUUACUAUAGGUGACAAAUUGAAUGUUGUCGUAUAUACGGGGAAUAUCCUUAAAUUAACAGACGUUAAUAUUCUUGUAUGUGCCGAAGGGAAAGAAAAAAAUGUUUCCGGGAGAAUUUCAAAAACGAUUUUUGAGACAGUUACUCCUAAGAAGAAAAAACAGAUUAAAAACAUUCUUUCUGGAAGAAUUUCUUUUUCGGACGUAUUACAGACAGACUUUGGUGUAGAUAAUUACGAUAUGAUAUUUUUUGCUAUCGUGAGACGGUUUGGAGAUGACACACCACGACCAGAAGACUUAACGUUGUUGAAAACUACAACAAACAAUGUAUUAGAAAAGGCUAAUAAGCGAAAGAAAUCAGGAAGAAAUAGCUCACAUUUGUCAAUUGCAAUACCCCUUCUUGGUACAGGCUCUACCAAAGAAGUGGGCUCUCUACAAUAUUAUGCAAAUGUUAUGUGUGAUUCUAUUGUGGACUUCAGAAAGCACAUAGAGGACAAAACAAGGCUUCGAACCAUACAUUUAGUAAAUUUCAACGAAUCGGCAACAAAAGCAUUAGUCCAGGCCUUUAAAUCUCGUUUGUCAUUACAAACAGUGGGACAAAACCCACUGAACCCCUCGUCCAGAAAUGCAUUAAAUCCAAAUGCUAAGCGAUUCGAUCCUUCAAAGUAUGACUGGAAAGAUGAGUGGAAGGCAAUAGUAAAGCCCAAGUACGAUUUUGAAAGCUUUAUUAAAAGAGUUGAGGGACAGAUGCAAACAGUACAAGAGGUUGCGAAGAAUAACGGUAUUGGUGCAAGUGGUAACUUGGUAGUCAUUGAAUCAGAUGAAGAGAGUGAGACGGAGCAUUCAACGGAAGUCGCUUGUUCAGAUGUAGAAAAAACAGAGGUUAACAAAAGUGUUGACCCUGAUAAUGACGAUUUUGUGUCGGAAGACUCGUCAUUGGCUUGUGUAAUUUGUAUGGACACAGAAAUGGAAGAUCCUGUUAUAUUGAAGAAAUGCCAUCAUCAAUUUUGUCGAGAUUGCAUUGAAGAUUAUUUCUCACACAAACCAAUUUGUCCAGUUUGCAACACGGUAUAUGGUGACUUAUUUGGAAACCAGCCGUCCGGAACAGCCACUGUAUAUAAGGAUUAUGCUUCAUUACCAGAGUUUUCUUGUUCUACUCUCAUCAUAGAUUACAAUAUCCCAGAUGGAAAACAAACGGAAGAGCAUCCGAAUCCAGGUCAGCUAUUUACAGGUGUUUCCCGCCAAGCUUAUCUUCCUGAUAAUGAAGAAGGAAAUAAGGUUCUCGGCAUGCUCGAGAAAGCAUUCAAGCAUCGCCUGAUUUUCACGGUUGGAUUUUCUCGUACUUCCGGUAAAGAUAAUGUGGUCACAUGGAAUGAUAUUCAUCACAAGACAAGAAGAGAAGGAGGACCUGAGAAAUUUGGAUACCCUGAUCCAGAAUAUAUUGAACGGGUUAAAGAUGAGUUGGCAGCGAAGGGAAUAACAGAAAAUUGAAAGUGUUCUCAUCUCUUUAGGAGGCAGGAAUAAAUUUUAGAAGAAAAAAAACUCAGCAAUAGAUUAUAGCAGUUUCAUAAUGUUUCAUUUUGGUCAAUUCAUAUAGUUUACAUACCAGAAACACAAACUUUUUAAAAGUUUAAAAGCAGUUCAGUCUUAUAUCCAAUAUAGUUUUUGUUAAUAUUUUUUGUUCAAGAAUCUAGUUUAUUUUAUAUGAAUUAUAUAUUAUCAUUAUAUAAUUAUAUGAUUUAGAGAGUAAAGACGAAUAUACAUUCAAAGCUUGAAGCUUUGAUGGACUUCGUAUCUUUUGUUUUGGUAUUGGAAAGAUGUACGAGAAAAAGGGUUCCAAUAAAUAAUGAUAAAGUUUUUGUCAUGUUGAAUUGUAAAAAAAAUGGUAUUGGUCUUAGUAUUUUUUUUAUCCAAAAGUGAUUACUUGCCACAAAAACGAAAAGUUUGAUGUUGUAUCAAUUAAGUGUUCUAGAAUGAUAUUUAUACAUUGCAUUGUACAUAUACAAUCGACCGAUGAUCAAACCUUUUGUUUAUUUCUUGUUUUUAUUUGUUAUAUUUUCGCUACAGGUGAUUAUCUAUCUUACAUCUUCAUGUUUUGAAAGAACUCUUUUUUAUGUAUUUGGAUUUACAUAAUAUGUAUAUGAGUUGACUGAAUGAAUGUGUAUUUCUCUCAAACCAUAUCAAUGGUACAUGAGGUACAAAAACAAAAAUAUUUACAAAAUUUAAUGUAGAAAUGCAGAGUCAAGUAAGGAAGAGUACAGAGUUAAAUAAAUCGAGCUUAUAUUUUUUUAACAAAUGGACAAUUUUUUUAAUGAAUCAAUGUCAUUGGUAUUGAGUUGAAAAUUUUGUAAACUUUUGUUACAUGAUAAACCAUUUAAAAAAUAGUUUUCAUCAUUAGCCCUAUAAAGCGAAAUGGUUUGUUUGUCUUUAGGUGGCACGGGACAGUUUUUUUUACUAUUCAUUGUAGCCAAGGGAUGCAUGUCUUCGGAACUCUGUAACUAGAAUUUCCUCAGUUCCCAUUCAGCACAAAUACCUUUAAUUCACUCUUUAUAAGGCAAUUUCUUAAGUAAAUUACUACUCAAAACCUGUAAAAUUCUCUACAUACUUUUUUAUGAGAUUUUGACCCUUUAUUUUGCUAAUUUUUUUAUGAUUUUCAGCUUUUUAGACCUCCCCCAGCUAAUUCCCUUCAGAGGGUUGUCCUCCGUACCGCGUGCAUGUUGCACUAUCACAUGUGUCGUGUUAAUUUACCUCCCGUCUGUAACUUGCAAUUUCACUGUGUAAAGUCAACACAACAGUCAUAGCCGCAGAUUUCGCAUUUUACUUCUGAUUCUCAUGUACCUAACAUAUGGGACCUACAUAUUGCAUAUCAAUUUCAACAAGAGACACCCAUCUAACUAAUGCUAAUCAUUAAAAAUCAUUUUAUGAAUUUUAGCAACACUCAUAAGCCUUCAAGUACAGCAACUCUCAAUUUUACAAAAAUAUUGACGGGUACUUUAUCCGAAACUGUCCCUUGCUACCUUAAUUUUCGAUUGCCAAUUGAUGAAAAGAGAGCGAUUCAUGUUAUAAACCGUUCCAUUCAUUUCAUCUUUUAUUUUCAAGUUGUCUUCAUAUAAAUUAAGUAUUUACUAAAUUAUUUUGCAAUUGAUAUUUUCUGCUAUGAUCGCAAUUGUUGUAUUCCGUAUAGUUUGUUGUUGCGUUUGAUUUGACGCCUUCGCUUCUUUUAUUGUCCAUCCACUUGAGCAUGUACAUCCUUUUUGCUGUUUUCUUUGGAACAUUUCUCUCUGAUAAGGGGAGAACGUGUGGGACUUUGAUUCACAUGACUGUUUCUACCGACGAGUUAUACCGGUAGACUGUAAACGAUUAAUAUGUAUUCUUUUUUAAUGAUCUAAUAAUUGGAAAGCUGCUUUCCCUUAAUCACGUGCGUCGCUAAAUGCCAUUCAUAUUUGAUAAAGAAUAUAAUCGUUUACUCCUUUAGUUUAGUGCGGGACCAGUGUAAAGCUGUGAUGAAUAUUAUAAAUUGUUCACAAGAAUAUAGCAUCUACAAGAGUUAGGAUAAUCAUGCAUUUUGAUGACAGAGGCCCAGUGGUCAUAUAUAUACCCUGUUCCGAGUUGUUGCUUCCACCACUGUUUGCUUAAUAUUUCAAUAAACAUUAAUACCUACGUGUUCAAACUACGUUCAUCCACUAAUAUGAAAAAUGUCCAGAAUCUGUUUUGAAACACCCCCUCUACCGCUUUAGGUUUCAAUACACAACUCAAAUUAGAAAGUCUGCGAGGAUUUUGCAUUGCAUCAGCCAUAAAACAGCCCCGAUGAUAACGUUGAAAAAUUGUGCAAGGCAUUCCGAGUGAUUUCCGAAUGGUGGAAAGAUGUAAACAUUUUCAUUUACAAAUCUCCGUAAGAAAUUGUUUUCGUUCCUGUGAAUUUUUAUGAGUGAAAAAUAAUGUGUCAAUGAAGAUAUUUUGGAUUUUUCUCUUUUAUCCAUUUCAACUGUAUUUCUUUCGCUGAUAUGGGCGUUUAUUUUAAAUAAAAAUCAUCAAAAAGUGACGGAAGCAAGAACUUUGGACUGAGUAUAGUUAAGAUACCAAACUUUUGUAAUGUAUUACCUAUUGGUCCAGAUUUCGAGCGAAGGGUCAGCUCUGUGGUUCGUCUGGGAAAAGAACAAAUAUAUUUUCAUAUAUCGGAUAUGAAAUCAGUUAAUUUGAACUACGUGGUAUUUACAAUAUACGCUGUACUACGAUUUGUUUUUAAAAAUUGGGCCCUGCCAGGGGCUCAAGGUUUGAUCCAGGUAUAUGGAUAUAUAAAUAAUUGUUUAAGAUCCUCUUGAUGACUACAAUACUCAAUGUGUGAUAUGACUAUGAAAUCAUCCUAUUACAAAAGGGGUCCAAUGUUUAACGUAAGAAUACCUUGAUAUUUUUUUUAAUUUAUACAGGAUCUUUUCUAUUACAUUGUCAAGAUAUUUUGUAUAUGACUCCAUGAUUCUGAUUUUAUCAAGUGAGCGAUGUGACCCAUGGGCCUCUUGUUUAUGCAGUAGAUUAUACAUGUAUACCUGCUUCCUUUAAGUCAGCUUGAUGCUGUUUUGCUUCUAAUCGAAUUUCAACAUUACAUUUGUAUUACACUGUACAUUGUAAUGCUUAUAAAUCAACAUAUCAUGUGAUAUGAUACAUGUAUGUGCUGUUGUAUUAUUUAUGCUGACAGGUAAUAUAAUACACCUUGUACUUUCGUUUUACAUUCCUCGAAAUAGUAGGGGUUAUAAUCAUAAUAAAGUAAGAUGGCUUCGACAAAACUUGUGAAUAGUUUCAGUUUGGACUAUACAAAUGGCAAUAGAGGAAAAGGGACACUCGCUUUCUCUAUACAUGAAGGUUCGGUGAUUCAGGCAAAUGCAGAGGCGAUAAUCUCUGUCCUUGGCGGCGGUAGUACCGGAGGUUUAUCAGAAGCAAUCAUUAAGGCAGCCGGAAGUGCAGUCUGUGAUGAAAUUGUUGCUAACAAAGCCAGAAAACUAACCGAAAACAUUGUGACAAAGGCAGGGAAUUUAAAGUGUAAAUAUAUAAUUCACUGUAAUUGUCCAAAAUGGAAUGAUUAUGACGGUGGAAGCAAGAGAGUAUGCCUAGAUGAUCUUUACAUUACGGUCAAGAAGGCCCUAGUGGCAGCUUGUGACAAGGGACUGAAAUCCGUCGCUUUGCCUCCAAUAGGGUUAGGUAGGUUUGUGGCGUUAAUGCUGUAAGUCUUGUAGGUUUCUUUAAUAUAAAAAAGUUUCUGGUUAGAAAAUGAGUCAAGCUUAGUUAAUUUUAAUUGGUUAGGAGCAUGGGUCUUAUAGUGUUGAAUCUACUAGAUAGUGUAAAUACAUGUAAAAUGCAUGUGCUGUAUUUACAUCCACUCAGUAAAUUCAGAAUGUUCGCAAUGGCAAUAAAAACUAAAGUUAUUCGUCGAAUGCAAAAUUGAAUUUACGGAGUUUAAUUAGGAGGCUUAAUAUUAAUGACACUUCUUUUAAGAACAGGUACUUUAGAAUGUUAUUAGAUUGGCACCCAAUAAAUAAGUUGUGAACGGGGUCUUGGAUCGAAACGUUAAUUUA
Molecule: messenger RNA, 7282 nt
Organism: Magallana angulata
Lineage: Eukaryota; Metazoa; Mollusca; Bivalvia; Ostreida; Ostreidae
Exons: 8
Coding region: 222-3206 (994 amino acids)
Biological process (GO): Notch signaling pathway; protein ubiquitination
Source: RefSeq, a predicted model, not a curated record